GAUCAUUAUAACUAUUACACAUCAGAUAUUAUCUCCAAGAAUUUUACUGAGCACUGGGUGGAGCUGGAGAAUGCCCCCAGACAUGAAACUUUGUCCUCUGGCCACAGAGUUGCAGCUGUAUUCAACUUGAAGUUUGACUUCUAUUUCUAUGGUCAUAAAGUCACCAAUGUUACAGUUGCCACCGGAGGUUUCUUGUAUAUGAGUCCAUUUUUGCAUCAGUGGCUGACUGCAACACAGUAUAUAGCUCCUUUGAUGGCAAACUUUGACCCUUCCUUUAGUGCUGAAUCCAGCAUUUACAUCCAAAGUGAUGAAAACAGGUUCAUUGCAGAGUGGAAGAAUGUAGUGCUCAAAGACCAGAACACAACUGGCAGGUUCCACUUUCAGGCUGUCCUGCAGGCUGACAGUAUUAUAAAGUUUCUCUAUAAAUCGGUACCUUUCCCUAUUAAAAACAUUUCCAAUGAUGAGCAUCCGGUGAAGGUUGGCGUGUCUGAUGCAUAUUACAAUGACACCUAUAUACCUGAAAGCAAUAUAAAACGAAGGACAAUCUAUGAAUAUCACAAAGUGUCGCUGCCCUUGUCACUUGUGACUACAGGAACAGUGAUUAUUUUGAAACCUUUACCAACAUGCAAUCGACUCACAGAAUGUGAAUCCUGUGUAGAGCACAAGAAUAUGAAGUUUGAUUGCAGAUGGUGCAAUACGGUCGGCCGAUGUUCAGAUAGGCUGGACUGGUACCGUCAGCACUGGGACAAGGAGGGUUGUCAGAACUCGAGCAUGAACAAAUGUGAAUUGCUGCCAACUGGCAACCCUCCUAUAUCAGAGGUGACUUCUUCAACACCUGCGUCAUCCGUUAGCACCCUGUCUACUGGAGCAAGUGGUACUUCUAAUGAAUCCAAUCAUAGUGCUAAAACCCAUAUGGCCGAGUGUGAUCACACAAAAGAUGUCAAGGUCUGUUCAUCUCUUCCUCCUCCACCCAGACAUAUUGCAGACCCCCUGAGUACCAGUUUUAACGAAGAUCCUUGCUCAGACGGACAGUGCAGCAAGAAGAGUGAGUUUCCUGUUGCUGUGAUAGUCAUUGUGAUCAUCAUCAUUUGUGGUCUGUUGGCAGGCCUAGCAGGCUGGGUCUACUACGCAUACACUCACCCUACUUCCAGAUCUGGCAUGUGGCUUAUGGAGCACCGCCCAAGCCAGAUUAAGUCCAGGAUCAAAUUCUGGAAAAGCAGCUCUGAAGCUGGGACCAAGUACAAGGUGGAGAGUGAAGCCUAG
Messenger RNA from Candidula unifasciata, 1263 nucleotides. Lineage: Eukaryota; Metazoa; Mollusca; Gastropoda; Stylommatophora; Geomitridae. The record is from the annotation of a GenBank genome assembly.